Babesia ovata is the source of this 789-nucleotide messenger RNA. RefSeq names its product purine nucleoside phosphorylase. Gene Ontology annotation, molecular function: uridine phosphorylase activity. The transcript has a single exon. Gene Ontology annotation, biological process: uridine catabolic process. Gene Ontology annotation, cellular component: cytosol. The record is from RefSeq and is a predicted model, not a curated record. Bases 1 to 789 code for a protein of 262 amino acids. Lineage: Eukaryota; Apicomplexa; Aconoidasida; Piroplasmida; Babesiidae.
AUGGAGCAAAAGGACUCCGUAAUCCUCAAUCGCACGUCCAUCCCCAAGGACAGGGUGCACAGGGUAGCCAUCAUAUGCGGUGACCAGAAGCGAUUUGACAUGUUUAAAACCCAGGUCACGAACUACAGGGAAUUUGGGUACUACUCGUGCUGGAAAGCUGCGGAAUUCGAGUACAACGGGGAAUACUUCCUGCUAGCGUGCCACGGAGUGGGUAGCCAACCCACGGCAGUCCUGGUUAGGGAGCUCAUCGAACUCGGUGUCAAGUGCAUAAUUCGCAGUGGCACUAGCGGAACGUUCAUGCCGAAGAAGCAUGUCAUAGGUGACAUCUGUAUCUGCUACGGCUGCAUCAGGGGGGACUCCACCACCAGAAACGACAUCGACCUCGCGUUCCCAGCCGCUGCGCACCCCGAUGUCGUGGAAGCACUCAGAAACGCCAGUGAGGAGCUCAACGUGCCCACACACAUGGGCCUAUGCUACACAACCGACCUCUUCUAUCGCACUGGCAUCCUCGGCGAGGACCCCAAGAUGCCAUUUGUGAAGUGCGGUGUGGCCAUCGAGGACACCGACAAUUCAGCCAUGUUCACCCUCUGCAACAUAUACGGCAUCAGGUGCGGCGCCAUAUGCACGAUCGACGGGUGUCCGUUUGAGUGGGAAAUUGGUAACUACGGACCUCACACGCCGCAGAUGGCCCGAGGCAAGGAAUUCAUGAUCAGGGUAACCGUUCGCGCAGCUGCGGAGGUGACGCGCAUCAUUAAGGAGGAAGAGGCACAGGCCAUAGCGGUCGCUUGA